AUGAUAAUCGGAGGAUCGCAGUACUGCAGCGAUACCAUCUCCGCCACCAAAGCUUAUGAGCGCAAGGCUGAGACAAGCGCAAAUUCGCUAACCUGGUCCGCGCCUGGUGACUUCCCGAAAGGAGCGAUAACUUUCGAUGAAGAAGAGGCCGGCGGGAUCGAUCAGCCCCACUGCGAUCCACUCGUGAUCGACCUCGUGAUAAGAGACCUCGAGGUCGCGAGAGUUCUCAUCGACACGGAUCGCACGGUCAAUAUCAUCUUCCGCGAUACCCUUAAAAGGAUGAACGUUGAGCUAGGAGAAGUCGUACCGUCUCCCAAGCCGCUAACCGGUUUCGAGGGCACGACAUCUAUGACUCUUGGAUCGAUCAAACUACCCAUUACGGCGAAAGAAGUCACAAAAAUCGUCGAUUUCAUAGUGGUUGACCGCCCAACCAUCUACAACGUCAUCAUGGGCACACCUUGGCUGAACGCCAUGAAAGCAGUCACGUCGACUUAUCACUUAGGCAUCAAAUUCCUGAAUCAUAACAGAAUUGCCGCAAUCUGGGGAUCCCAGCCACAGUCGAGAUGCUGCUUCCUGGCCGAACACAAACUACGGCAAAUCACGACCAUCUCGAUGGUGAAACCCAAACGGGCAAAGCUAACUCUAACGUCCACUGAAAAAGCUUCGAAAAAAGAUGAUCCAGAAUUGUCAACUCAAGAAACGGCCAAAGAACAACCAGUUUCAAAGCCCAACGCUUCUACCCAACCGGAGGAAACAAACCCGGUAAAAGAAGUCGAUCCUGCAACUAACACGAUCGACGCAAUAGCCGAGUAA
Messenger RNA from Brassica oleracea var. oleracea, 813 nucleotides. RefSeq lists its product as uncharacterized. NCBI's taxonomy places the organism in Eukaryota, Viridiplantae, Streptophyta, Magnoliopsida, Brassicales, Brassicaceae. The record is from RefSeq and is a predicted model, not a curated record. The transcript has a single exon. Bases 1 to 813 code for a protein of 270 amino acids.